Molecule: messenger RNA, 984 nt
Organism: Hibiscus syriacus
Lineage: Eukaryota; Viridiplantae; Streptophyta; Magnoliopsida; Malvales; Malvaceae
Product: lactoylglutathione lyase-like
Exons: 8
Coding region: 110-673 (187 amino acids)
Molecular function (GO): lactoylglutathione lyase activity; metal ion binding
Source: RefSeq, a predicted model, not a curated record
ACUUUCUCUAAACUCUAAAACCCAACUCUCAAAGCAUCUUGUUUUGAGAAUUCUAGUUGGAAAAGUUUAGGUUUUUUUGUUGAAUCGAACCCAGUUUAGUUUAUAUUCAAUGGCGUCCUCGGGACCAAAAGAAUCAGCUGCCAAUAACCCUGGCCUCCAAACUCCCCCUGAAAUCGCCAAAGGCUACUUCAUGCAGCAAACUUGUUUUCGAAUUAAGGAUCCAAAAAUCAGUCUUGAUUUUUACUCUCGCAUAUUGGGCAUGUCGUUGCUUAAGAGAAUUGAUGUUCCAGACUUGAAGUUUACCUUGUACUUCAUGGGCUAUGAGGAUGUUUCAACAGCUCCAAGCGACCCGAUUGAUAGAACAGCUUGGACCUUUACGAAACCGGCUACCAUAGAACUAAACCAUUUUAAUGUUUCCUACAGCAAAUGGGGUACCGAAAGUGACACCGAGUUCAAAGGAUACCACACUGGGAAUUCAGAACCUUUAGGCUUUGGGCAUCUUGGCAUCAGUGUGGAUGAUACAUUCAAGGCAUGUGAGAAGUUUGCAAGGCAUGGAGUAGAGUUUGUCAAAACACCAGAGGAUGGGUAUGCAUUAAUCAAAGAUCCCGAUGGUUAUUGGAUCGAAAUCUUUGAUUUGGUUAAUAUCAUAAACGUGGUUAAGGGUUUUGCCUGAGUUAGCGCUUCACAAAGUUCAGGUGUUGAUGCCAGGAAACGAGGAUGGCAUAUGUUACAGGUUUCAUUCAUUUCGGUUCAACGGUGUGUAGUCCUAUACAUCAUCUUCUGCUUUCCGGAACUUGUCGAUGGAAGAACUCGGUGAAAUAUUAUAUGUAUAUUUUAUUCAAGUAUAUGUAUUCUGCAAGUCUGAUAUGUAUAUACCAGACAGGAUAAAGUGAAAAUAAAUAGUUUUGUAGGAGAAACUGAACCUUGAAAUUUAAUAAAAUCAGCUUAAAUUUCCUAAAAUUGCAGGUCUGUGUAUCAUGUAUG